Humulus lupulus (European hop) is the source of this 4239-nucleotide messenger RNA. RefSeq names its product formin-like protein 13. The transcript has 18 exons. NCBI's taxonomy places the organism in Eukaryota, Viridiplantae, Streptophyta, Magnoliopsida, Rosales, Cannabaceae. Bases 333 to 3800 code for a protein of 1155 amino acids. The record is from RefSeq and is a predicted model, not a curated record.
GUGAUUGAGUUAUAAUCUAUCUGGUCGGCGCGGGUACUGGUAUCCACGUCAGCUGGUUGGUGAAAUUCUCAGCUGUGGAACAGAACACAACUCAACAAAAGUACCAAACUUUUCAUAUCCGUACCACCUUCUUCAAUCCCAACAAUUUCUCUCUAAACAAAAUUUCAGAUAAAAGUUAUAUUUGCAUGUAUGUAUAUAUUCUAACAUGUAUAUGUAUGAAUGCAUGUGUGUUUAUAAUUUCAGGGUUAUAACUUGAGCGAAGUUAGAAAGAAAGUGUUUGUUUGGUUGCAGCUGGAAUCGGCGGAGUUUGAGCUUUUGACACACCUCAACCAAUGUCUUUGUUGCGCAAAUUCUUUUUUAGGAAACCGCCCGAUGGCUUGAUCGAGUUGUGCGACCGAGUUUACGUUUUCGAUUGUUGCUUCAGUACUGAGGCUUUGGAUGAAGAGAGCUACAAGGCUUACACUGGGAAUAUAUUUAAUCGGUUUCGAGAUUUCUUGCCUGAUGCUUCGUUCUUGGUGUUUAAUUUUCGCGAGGGAGAGACACAAAGUGAGAUGGCUAAGGUUUUGUCUGAGUAUGAUAUUACCAUAAUGGACUACCCUCGGCAGUUUGAGGGUUGCCCAGUUCUCAAAAUGGAGUUGGUUCAUCAUUUUCUGAGAUCAAGUGAGAGUUGGCUUUCACUUGGGCAACAAAAUGUGCUUUUAAUGCAUUGUGAGCGAGGUGGUUGGCCUGUUCUGGCUUUUAUGUUGGCUGCAUUGUUGAUUUACAGGAAGCAGUAUAGUGGGGAACAGAGGACGCUGGAUAUGGUCUACAAGCUGGCUCCCAAUGAGCUCUUACAUUUACUGUCUUCACUAACUCCAUUCCCUUCUCAGCUUCGGUAUCUGCAGUAUGUCUCGAGGAGGGAUAUAGUAGCCUCAGAAUGGCCUCCACAUGACAGGGCACUGAGGUUGGACUGCAUCAUGCUAAGGUUCAUUCCCGAUUUUGAUGGGAAUGGAGGUUGCCGACCUUUAUUUCGGAUAUAUGGACAGGACCCAGUUGCUGGUGCAGAUCAAGCUCCCAAAGUAUUGCACUCAACUCCAAUAAGAAACAAACCCAUUCGCACUUACAAGCAGGCAGAAUGCGAACUGGUUAAAAUUGACAUCAAUUGCCUUGUUCAAGGCGAUGUUGUGGUUGAGUGUGUUAGCAUGAAUGAUGACAUGCAGUGGGAAGAUAUGAUGUUCAGAUUCAUGUUUAAUACUGCUUUUAUUAGGUCCAAUAUUUUGAUACUUAAUCCUGAUGAAGUUGACAUGUUGUGGGAUGCUAGGGAUAAAUUUCCGAAGGAUUUUAGAGCAGAGAUUCUUUUCUCUGAGAUGGAUGCUGCAACUUCAAUCAUUAGACGUAGUGUCUCAUUAUUCGAGGAAAAGGAGGGUCUUCCUGAAGAGGCAUUUGCUAAAGUUCAAGAGAUGUUUAGUCACGUGGACUGGUUAGAUCUGAGGGCUGAUGCUGCCUUGAAUGCUCUCCAACAAAUGAGUGCAUCCCAUAUUGUCCAUGAAAAGUCUGAUAAUGAUUCUCAUACGAGUGCUGAAUCUGGUGUUUUGCAGCAGUUUCAGAAAACAAGUCCAAAAGAUGAUCAAAAGAAAAAGGAUUUCACCAAGUCAGAUAGUGCCUUACCUGAAACUCUAGAGGUCACUAGUCCAAUGACUGCCUCUCUAGCUGUCUCAAACUCCACUGUUGGUAUUUCACCUAGAGCUUUGAGUUCCAAAAGUAUUUUGCUUGCACCAUUGACACCUUGCAAGCCUAAGCCUCUACAACCUCACUUGAUUGGUAAUACUAUAGCAUCUUCUCCUUCACAGUCACCUCCACCUCCACCUCCAUUGCAACAUUAUCACAUUUCAACUUCAGAACUUGAAAAGUCCUCACCAAAAAAAGGGACUGCAACCUUUUCACAAGAUGAAGCUCAAACAUCAAUAACAAGCUCCCCAACUACUCCAAGAACUCCAGUCUCAAGUACCAUUUUUGGAAAUAUUUCAUCUAGUCUGCCCUCUUCUCUUACAAUUGAUGCAAUUAAUUCUUCAACUCAGCCUUGUAAAACUCCAUCUAGAACACCCCCACCGCCCCCACCACCUCCAAUCAUUCCUUCUCCUCCUACACCAUCUUUAAGGGAAAACCUUCAUGUUAGAGCUAGACCUCCUCCUCCUCCACCACCACCACCACCACCCCCUCCUCCCACAGUUAAUGCAACUUUAUCAACUCAGUCUACUCAAACUCCAUGUAGAAUGGCUCCACCACCUCCACCACCUCCCCCUCCUCCUACACCACCUUUAAGGGAAAGUACUUCUAUUGGAGCUAGAACUUCACCACCACCACCACCACCACCUCCUCCUCUUCAUCCUGGGCAUGUUGUGGUCCCUCGAAACCCUUCUUCAGUGCCACCACCACCUCCCCCUGCUCCCUUCCUCUCAUCGAAACAGUCAAAGUCCACUUCACAGACCUCUUUAUCUGUUCCUUCAGUCCCCCCACCACCAGCUCCCUUCCUUGGUAAGACAAAUAGUUCCUCCAAUAGUGGAAAAGGACGAUUGUUACGUACCAUCAGUUCAAAAUCCAAUAAAAAAUUGAAACCAUUGCAUUGGAUGAAAAUAACAAGAGCAACACAAGGAAGUUUGUGGGCUGAGGCACAGAAAUAUGGUGAAACUACAAUAGCUCCAGAGAUUGACAUGUCAGAGCUUGAAAGUCUUUUCUCAGCAGCACUUCCAAAUUUAGCAAGUGGGAGGAAAUCAAUGAAGCGUGGUUCAAUUGGAUCUAAACCUGAGAAAGUGCAACUGAUUGAGCACAGACGAGCAUACAAUUGUGAGAUUAUGCUUUCAAAGGUGAAAGUUCCAUUGCACGUGUUGAUGAAUUCAGUGCUUUCCCUGGAAGAUUCAGCUUUAGAUGUUGAUCAGGUUGAGAACCUCAUUAAGUAUUGUCCAACAAAAGAAGAGAUGGAACUUCUCAGGGCCUACACUGGAGAAAAGGAGAAGUUAGGGAGAUGUGAACAGUUCUUCUUAGAAUUGAUGCAAGUACCGCGUGUAGAAUCUAAACUCAGAGUAUAUUCGUUUAAGAUACAGUUCCGCUCUCAGGUUUCUGACCUUCGCAAUAGCCUCAAUAUUGUGAACUCUGCAACAGAAGAGAUCAGAAGCUCAAAUAAAUUGAAAAGAAUAAUGCAGACAAUUCUUUCACUAGGAAAUGCUCUGAAUCAGGGAACUGCUCGUGGGUCUGCUAUUGGAUUUAAGCUGGAUAGCCUUCUCAAACUCACUGAGACUCGUGCGCGGAACAACAAGAUGACUCUCAUGCACUAUCUUUGCAAGGUACUGGCUGACAAACUACCUGAAGUUCUAGAUUUUUCUAAAGAUCUUGGCAGCUUGGAACCUGCAUCAAAGAUACAAUUAAAAAAUUUGGCCGAAGAAAUGCAAGCCAUAAGCAAGGGAUUGGAGAAAGUUGUUCAGGAAUUGUCCACAGCAGAUAAUGAUAGUCUUGUACUGGAAUUUUUUUGUAAGACUUUGAAAGAGUUUCUUCAAAAUGCUGAAGCUGAAGUGAGAUCUUUAGCUUCAUUGUAUUCUGCCGUGGGUAGAAAUGUGGAUGCCUUGAUUCUUUAUUUCGGAGAAGAUCUUGCUCGGUGCUCAUACGAACAAGUUGUUUCCACUUUGCUCAACUUCACAAGAAUGUUCAGCCAAGCCCACCGGGAAAACUGCAAGCAUCUCGAGCUAGAAGCGAAGAAAGCUGCAGAAAGCAAAAAAAUAAAGAUUGUUGAUUCGCAUAAAAGGUCUGAAGAGUAUGUCAAUGUAUGAUCCAAUAUGCAUGGAAUGGAAACUUCAAACAAUCGACUCGCUGCAAAGACUGUUCUUUGUUAAAUUUUGAAGAGAAAAUGUACAUUUGUCUGAGUAAAUGGAUUCUUUUUCGCUAAAAGCGUUGAAGGCGUUAGGCAAAUAGCCUACGGCAACACUAAGCCGGCCAUCUAAGAGGUAACUAACAAACCUACCACACCAAGUUCAUAUUCAUUGCUGAUACACAAAAUUAAAUCCACACACACCAACACAAAUUCAUUGUUGUAAGUACGAAUAAAAGAGCGAAAAUUUUGGUACCAGUUUCUGCAGAUUUCAUUUGAUCCAACUUAUAGAGUUACUUUUUUGGUGGGCAGUAAAUAUAUCUUUACUAGUUGUUUGUGUAUAUUUUAUGGUCCAGUGUAAGACACAAAUGCAGAUAUAUAGCAUUUUAUUUGCAGUGAAA